AUGCUUGUUCGCUCCAUCCUACUGGGUGGUGCGGCCAUGGGCGCCAGUGCCUUCCUGGUCGUCCCUGAAAUGGAACCUCAAAUGGAAGCCGUCGAGGACGGUUUCAUGAAUAUUUCCCCGAUGCUCCGUGAAGAUACCCGCCAUGCUCUGGUUGACCUGCCCUGUACCGACUGUCCCAUCCGCCGGGUCGAUAAGGAGGGUGCCGUGAGCUGGGUUGAGGGCGAGCCCUCGUCCCUGAUGCUCGACUUCGCUAUUGAAGACAACCGUCUGCUGGCCAACGAAAUCGAAGAUGGCGAAGUCGCUGGCCCCAUGUCCGUUGGCUACGCCCUCGAGGUCAUGCCGGUUCAGACCCCCUUCGAUGAGGCCGGCGCCGACCUACUCGAUGUCCGCUUCACUAUCCUCGACUUGGAUACUCGCCCCGUCCCCAUUGACACCGUCGCCAUCACCCUCGUCCAGGAUUCCACUGGCGAGUUGUUAAUCGCGAAGACCGAGGUGGAGGAGAGCACACUUCCUUCCGAACGCAAAUCUUGGAAGAAGUGCCAGGGUAAGCCGAAGUGCCUCCAGGAGCUUCUGUUUUCCCGCAUUCAUGGUCUCCUCGCCCACGCCAAGGACCGCAUGAUGGGCAAGGGACCAGGCCCCCAGGCCGGUACUCCGGGCAGCCGUAAGGGCUGCGGCGGCAAGAAAGGCCUGAAGGGUCUCCUCGACAUUUUCGGCAAUCACCACGGCCCACACAAGCACCAUGAUGAGGCUGGUCCUGAGGGUCACCACCGCCACCACGACGAGGGGGAGACUGGCCCCGAAGGCAUGUUCCACGACUUGGAAGGCCCCACGGAUCACCAUGGCCACGGCCACUUCAAUCCUGAAGCCGUCGAUCGUCCCCGCCACCAUAUGCACCAUGGCCCUCAUCACGGUGCUUUCGCCCAUACUUUCUCUCGCGUUGUCCGCUUCAUCCUGGUCCCUGCUAUUCUCGGUGUUCUGGCGGGUCUCACUGCCAGCGCCGUUGGCAUGCUUGUUGGCCAGGCCGUUGUCUUCCUUUGGCAGCGUUAUCGUGGCGACAAGCCUGAGGAGCACAAGGCCGCUUGGGAGCAGGGUGAUGCUUGUGAGAAGCAGGGCCUGAUGAGUGAGUCUGAGAAUGUGCUCCCCGAGUACAUUGAGUCUUCAUCGACUCGUGCAUCCAUGGACAAGCACUAG
Molecule: messenger RNA, 1191 nt
Organism: Penicillium maclennaniae
Lineage: Eukaryota; Fungi; Ascomycota; Eurotiomycetes; Eurotiales; Aspergillaceae
Exons: 3
Coding region: 1-1191 (396 amino acids)
Source: RefSeq, a predicted model, not a curated record